This is a messenger RNA of Colletotrichum siamense, 726 nucleotides long. RefSeq lists its product as uncharacterized. Bases 1 to 726 code for a protein of 241 amino acids. The transcript has a single exon. The record is from RefSeq and is a predicted model, not a curated record. Lineage: Eukaryota; Fungi; Ascomycota; Sordariomycetes; Glomerellales; Glomerellaceae.
AUGCGUUUCACCGUCGCCCUCACUACCCUGGCCGCCGCCGCCAUCGCUGCGCCCCUCGACUCUCUCGUUGCCCGCCAGGACGACGUCAACGCUAUCCUCAACGCCCUCGCUGCCGAGAACCCCGAGGAUGCCGAGACCGCAAGGAAGGGUCUGAAGGCUCGUGAGCUCCAGCUCACCAACGAUGACGAGCAGGAGGAAAUCUUCAAGCGCGAGCUCCAGCUCACCCAGGACGCCGAGGAGGAAGAGAUCUUCAAGCGCCAGGAUGAUGUCAACUCCAUCCUCAACGCUCUCGCCGCUGAGAACCCUGAGGACGCCGAGACCGCCAGGAAGGGCUUGAAGGCUCGUGAGCUCCAGCUCACCAACGAUGACGAGCAAGAGGAAAUCUUCAAGCGCGAGCUUCAGCUCACCAACGACGAUGAGCAGGAAGAAAUUUUCAAGCGCGACGUUCAGCUCACCAAUGAUGACGAGCAGGAGGAGAUCUUCAAGCGUGACGUCCAACUCACGAAUGAUGAUGAGCAGGAGGAGAUUUUUAAGCGUGACGUCCAGCUUACCAACGACGACGAGCAGGAGGAGAUCUUCAAGCGCGACGUCCAGCUUACCAACGACGACGAGCAGGAGGAGAUUUUCAAGCGCGAUGUUCAGCUUACGAACGAUGAUGAGCAGGAGGAGAUCUUCAAGCGUGACGUUCAGCUCACCAACGACGCAGAGGAGGAGGAGAUCUUCUAA